CUAAAGUAAUAAUAAUAAUUCUCAACUUUUCCCAAUACUCACACAAUUUUGGCUAUUCUCGAUUCUCAAGUCGACUCGAAUAUCACGAUUUAAACUUAAAAUUCACACAAUCAUACCUCUAUGAGCAGAGCACGAACGAACGCUCUGCUGUGCCGACUUCAAUUAGUUUACAUUCACUAACAAGACGUUGGUUUAAAAAAAAAGUGUUUUGUUACUCAAACCCCCACGUAUAUUUUCCCCCUUCAAAGAUGUGUUUGUGUAUUGUAAAAGUUAGGUUUAUGGAAUAAGAAACUAAAACAACAACAACAAACCAGCUCCAAACCAAAAACCUAUACACACACUUUAAGACCCCCAUAGGUUCCACACAAACAUCGAAGACCGUAGCAGGCUCCAAAGACACACAGAAAAAUAAUAAUAAGAAAAAUAAACCGAUCGUCGUUAUACUCGUUGUUGGUCGGUAUAGCUCGAUCGGUUGGUUGUUUCUUUUCAAGAGAACUUCAGUCUCUUCAGUUAAUGUUUAUACCUUCAUUCGUUGAGCACGACUUUUCUGUGUUGUUACUGGGAAGGGAUUUUUUCUUCUUUUUUUUUGUUUUUUUUUUAUUUCCUUCUGUGACCAGAAAAAAAAAUAUAUUGCCUUCGUAUGUUUUGAUCUCGAGUUUCUUUCGAUAAUUAACCAACAAAAAUAAAACAAAUUUGUUACUUAAAACUGCUAAAUAAGCAGAAUAUAUCGUUUAAGGGUGUGCAACGACUAGUUAGAGCUUAGUUUUGACCCUAACUUUUACAAGAUUUUUGUUUCGUUGAGUUUAAACUUGAAGUUCGGCUUCAAUUUGCGUCACCUUACCUCGAAUACUUUGGCUAAAGUUCUAAAAGUUUACUUUUACAAUUUUGAUUCUUAACACCUGAACGCGUGUGCUGAUUUUUAUUCAAAGCGUUGUGUUCUAAAUCGAAAAUCAUAAACUGAGAUCGUUUUUAAGUCGAGUUUAUAUCUCAAUUGGCGACAUAGUUUUUUAGGCCAGCGUUACACUGAAUUCUUGAAAGUUCUUAAUCUAUUAACCUGAACGCGUGUUUCACGACUUGUGUCACUUAUUUAAAAGAAAAAUUAGAAAUUAUUCCAAGAGAAUAAUGAAAUAAAUUAAAAUAUUUUUAAACCAAGUGUUAUAAUUUGUUUGAAUAAACAAAAUUACAAAAAAAAAAAAGUGUGUACUUCCCCUUAAACUAUGGAAUACCUUCGUAUAUUAAAUGCCUUCGAACAAACCUAUUACAAUCGGAUUAAAGAAAUCGAAAGGGUUGCAGCCGCCGCUGCGGGCUCAAAUCAUCGAUUAAGAAGCAUGACUAGCAAUAGCAGCCCCAUGAGCAGUAGUAGCAGUAGCAGUAGCAGCAGUAGUAGCAGUAGCAGUCCGCCGAAUCAUAUGACAAUAAAUAAUCCCUAUCAUUACCAUCAUCAUCAACACCCGCAUCACCAUCCUGCGAAUAGGGCGGCCCAUUUAAAUGGUCAUCAUAGUAAUGCAACAAAUGUUGCAAAUAGUUUACUAUGGCAACCUUGGAGGGAUUUUACAUCGUCAGCAGCGGUAGCUGCUGCUGCAGCAGCACAUCAUCAUUUUUAUCAACAGCAACACCAUCAUCAACAGCAGCAGCAAAUUCAACAUCAGCAACACCAACAACAACAGCAAAGUUUGCAAAAAGAAUCCCGCUUAACUGCCAAAGAACUUCCCACCACAAAAUGGCGUCGUGAUCGUCGAAUGCGUGCUGCUUCCGAAUACCAACAUUCACUAUCAUCACAAAAUAACCCAUCAUCAGUGGUAGCAUCUGUAGCAUCACCACCAGCAUCCCCACCAAUAAUGGUCGGUCAACCGACCAGUUUGAGACCGCUGUGCGAGUCGACAAAUCGAACCACAUUGCCAAUUAUUGAAAGUCCAAUUGAUAUGUCUGUGACAUCGACAACAAUGAAACCAAGAGCAUCACCACCACCCCCAUAUAGGGAACCAUUGCCGGGAUCGACAUUUGCCACAACUCUUGCUCGGCCAAGUGUUAUAACGCAGGCACCACCAAAACGUGGUGACUCACGUGACAGUAUUUUAAUUUCGAAUCGAGAAAAUGACAAUCAAAGUACUGAAUCUAUAUCAAUGUGUGAAACCGUGAUAGAUGAACAUUUCCGUCGCUCUCUAGGACCUGACUAUGUGGCUCUCUUUGGCAAGAAAUCCCCAGUUCCAUCGACGCCAUCCCCAACACCUACUCCCACUCCACCACCACCAGCAAUUCAACACAAUAUGCAACCGAUGGCAUCGGUAACACCAACUCUACUACAUCAGCCAGUAGAACUCCAUCGUUCUACACCAACUCCACCAGCUGCAGUAGUUAUGCCUCAGGCUUUGACUACAAAACCCAUCUUAAGUCCAGUUAGUCCACCCGAACAAUCACCACCUCAUGUGGCAGCAGCUAGGGUUGAAUCUCCAGCUUUGGUAGCAUUAGCUCAUCAAAAUGAAACAACAACAUCAUCCUCAUCAUCAUCCAAAACAACAACAACAACAUCGACACUUUCAUCAACGCCAUCUGUUGAUGAUCACUUUGCCAAGGCAUUAGGGGAUACAUGGAAAAAACUGCAGGCAGACAAAGAACAGAGGAAUUGAAUUCUUCCAAUUUUAUAUUACAAAAAAUAUAUUUAUAAUUCUUAUAAUCAUUUAAAAAAAGAAAAAUCAAACAAUACUAAUUUGAUGGUUUUUACUUUGUGAAACUAAUACUAUUACACACUAUUUUUAACCUAUACAUGGCAAAAAGAUCUCAAGACAACAACAAAAAAAUUACAAAAAAAAAUAUUUAAUGUUUAGUGAUAAAGGUUUUUUUUCGGAUAUAAGAAAAGGGAAGGCGUUACAUUUAAAAAAGAAUAAGACAAUUAACAAAAGAAGGAUAAUGACAAUGCUAAAAGGAAUAAUAUGUCAAUUUGAAAAUCAAUUAAAAAUUAAUAUUGUUAAUUAAAAUGUUCUAGAUGAAUAAAAAAAAUACUUAAUUAUCAUUAAAA
Messenger RNA from Episyrphus balteatus (marmalade hoverfly), 3016 nucleotides. It is a transcript of the gene Tgi, whose product is annotated as mucin-2. Lineage: Eukaryota; Metazoa; Arthropoda; Insecta; Diptera; Syrphidae. Gene Ontology annotation, molecular function: transcription coactivator binding. The record is from RefSeq and is a predicted model, not a curated record. Bases 1218 to 2627 code for a protein of 469 amino acids. The transcript has 3 exons. Gene Ontology annotation, biological process: negative regulation of DNA-templated transcription.